AAACAAAAGAAAAAGAACAGAAAAGAUUGGCUUCCCACCCGCUGGUUCCUGCGUUAACUUUUGCGUCGAUGGUGAGUGGAGUGGAUACAUGAAUUGGCAGCACUGCAGAGUCUGAGUUUUCGUGUGUCCUCUUCCAUUCUCUUUCCUUCGGCAUUCUCAAUCAUUCACUCGCCGUUCAAUUCCAUUUCGCUGCCCUCCCUAUUUUACCCUAAAUUUGUUCAUCCGUUCCUAAGAUUUCGUCCCUAAAUCUUGACCCCUCCCUCUAAACGAGUCAGCGUAGUCAUCGUCAUUUCCUUCUUCGUCUUCUUCUAUCUUCUUCCAUUUCCAUCUCCCCCCCCCUCUCCUUCGUGGGCUCUUGUGAAGGAUAGCUUUCCUUGGAUUUUAGCAGAAAUGGCGUCGAGUAUAGGUAUCAUGGACAGUGCCUAUUUUGUCGGUAGGAAUGAGAUUUUGAAUUGGAUCAACAAUAGACUUCAGCUGAAUCUCUCACGCAUUGAGGAGGCUGCAUCUGGUGCUGUGCAAUGCCAGAUGAUGGACUUGACAUAUCCAGGGGUUGUUCCAAUGCACAAGGUGAAUUUUGAUGCAAAAACAGAGUAUGAUAUGAUACAGAAUUACAAAAUUCUGCAGGAAACGUUUAACAAGCUGAAAAUUGACAAGCAUAUUGAAGUUAACAGGCUUGUUAAAGGACGACCUUUGGACAACUUGGAGUUCUUACAGUGGCUGAAACGCCACUGUGAUUCUGUGAAUGGUGGCAUUGUCAAUGAGAACUAUAAUCCUGUGGAGCGAAGGAAUAAAGGUGGAAAGGACCGGACUAAGAGUUCUAUGAGGAACACAAAAUCACUGCAGACGAACAUCAUGAAUAAUCCUGCUUCAAGCAAUUCAUUCAAUUCUAAUAGAACUUCUGCGUCCAAACAAUUUCAGCCAAGUGAAGCAGCUUCUUCAGCAGAGAUUCAGGCUUUGUCAAAGGAGGUUACUGAUCUCAAACUAUCUGUGGAUCUCCUGGAAAAAGAAAGAGACUUUUACUUUGCAAAAUUGAGGGAUGUAGAAAUUCUUUGCCAGACCCCAGAACUAGAGAAUCUCCCUAUGUCCGUUGCAAUAAAGAAGAUUUUGUAUGCUGCUGAUGGAAAGGAAUCAGCGUUAGAAGAAGCUCAGGAUUAUCUUAACCUAAACUUGAAUAUUGAUGAGGCUGAGGAACAAGCUGAAGCUGAAGCUGACCCGAGCCCGAAACUUGAUCAUCUUAUAAAAAUAGCCUGUCCUGAUGCUGUUUAACAAGCCUACUGCUGUUUUUAGUAACAUGAUGCCGCUGAUCCUUGUGGCUAUGGAAUGGUGCUUUUGUUACCCUUGAACGAGCUGGAUGGACAACGACAGAGCAAGUAAUAACUAGUCUUUCUAGCGCAGGUUUUAUCACCAUCCUUUUCUUCUACUGAAUAAGAUUAUAAAAACUUCUAACUACUGUAGUUUGAGGAAUGGAAGUGGUUAUUAUAGGCUUAUAGCUACAGACCAUGGUUGGGAGUAUCGUUUUGUGGGCCCCCUGUUAUUUAUGAUAUUAGCUGCCUAGUUUUUUGAGUGCUUUUUUAUGUCUCGAACAACGUGACUACUGUAUUUAACUUUGUCAAUUAUUUCAAUUUUAAUUUAUGAAAUCAGUCUUAACUUAUCA
This is a messenger RNA of Prosopis cineraria, 1654 nucleotides long. Its product is annotated as microtubule-associated protein RP/EB family member 1A. Gene Ontology annotation, cellular component: cytoplasmic microtubule; microtubule organizing center; microtubule plus-end. Gene Ontology annotation, molecular function: microtubule plus-end binding. Bases 391 to 1266 code for a protein of 291 amino acids. Lineage: Eukaryota; Viridiplantae; Streptophyta; Magnoliopsida; Fabales; Fabaceae. The transcript is spliced from 8 exons. Gene Ontology annotation, biological process: spindle assembly; thigmotropism; regulation of microtubule polymerization or depolymerization. The record is from RefSeq and is a predicted model, not a curated record.